Lasiodiplodia theobromae is the source of this 2313-nucleotide messenger RNA. RefSeq lists its product as uncharacterized. The record is from RefSeq and is a predicted model, not a curated record. The transcript has a single exon. NCBI's taxonomy places the organism in Eukaryota, Fungi, Ascomycota, Dothideomycetes, Botryosphaeriales, Botryosphaeriaceae. Bases 1 to 2313 code for a protein of 770 amino acids.
AUGGAUCCAGACGCUACCCAACCGCCGUUCACCGCCAGCACGGACACUAUACCGGAGCAAGAUGAGCCCAACUCUGCGGACCUGUCAUCCGCCUGUCAGAAAUUUGCAGAUGACGAGAUUAGCGUGAUCCGGCUGCGGCCAUCAACGCAGAAGCCGUGCAACAGCAUACCAGAUACCACCUCUUGUGCGGCAACUGCACCUCCGUCCAAAAGUUACAGUCGGCGCAGUCCAUCCAAGGGGCGGCGCAAGUCCAUCGACGGCCGGCCACUCACCCGCAGCACCACCAGGGUAUCGGUGCGCAUGAAACCCCGGUCGACUCCAGCAUCCAUGGCCACAGUCACUCCUCAGCCGGGCCCGGAAACUUCUACGGUUCCUCCCUCUGGGUCCCCAUCGUCCAGGAAAGAGCAAUCGUCGGCAUUUCCGCGAAAGGUGUCGGCUGCGUACUUGAGAGCGGUGUCUUCAUCUUCGCCGGAUCAGACGUCGACGCAGGCUUCGAACGGUCCCUCUCCCAUUGGCAGGAACAGUGGCAACCUGGGAUCGUUGAGAGGAGCAGGAGCAUUGCGUCCACGGUACUCGGUGUCGUAUCGUCUCCCCAAAGCGCCACGAGCCACGGCCACUGCUGCCGCCGCCGACAGCGCCACUGGAGCUUCAGUGGCUGAGCCUUCUGCAGAUAUGACCGUGGAAGCAGAGCACACGGAUGCUACCGCCACGAAGGACUCUGCAGGAAAGGAGGAUGGUUCUUUGCCGGCGAAGUCCACGGCACUUCUCGAUGAGGCCACGGCUCUGGCAGCAGCGUGGAGAGAGGUCCAGCGCAGAGAGCGAGACCUCAAGGUCCGCGAAGACGCGCUCAAGCUGGGCCAGAAGCGCCUCCGUCACGACCGCGAGGUGUUCGAGAGGGAAAGGCGACAGUUCCAGGAGCUGUUGAAAGCGCAGCAGCAGACAUGGACGACCACUACCACGACCACCACAACCACCACUACCACGACUUCUACUGAUGCUGCUGCUCCGGUCUCUGCUGCUACCCCUACUACCACCACCUCUGCUCCUGCUCCUAUUGCGACCCCUGCUCCUACUACGACUCCUCCAGCGACUCCUCCUAUCAGUACUUUCGCUACUGCUGCUCCUUUCGCUGACCCGGCUCCCACCACUCCCCCGGCUCCUACUGCUUCCCCCGCUCCGUUCGCAGCCUCGGAGCCCGCUACUUCGUCGGGCCCUGCCACUGGUACUACUGUCCACGACGAAGCCAACGUCCGGAAAAGACGAUCGGUGAGGCGGAGCAGAAGCAAGCCGCGGGGCAAAGUGGUCCCUGACGACAGCUGGCGCCGGGACCAUCGCCAGAAACCGGCCAAGGAGAAGCAGCAGCAGCAGCACGACUACCGCAGCGCGUCCUGGUGGUCCGUCAACGGCAGCGACACGUCGCGCCACUCGUCGGCAUCCUACCCCUCGGACGCCGACAGCAUCGCGACCGCCACCACGAGCACAUCCUCCUCAUCCUCCCCUCCCCUUCCUGCCCCCUCCAACCCCCAGACCGCACCCGCGCCCAACCCCACGCCGGCAACCGCGCGCGGCCACGUGCGAACGUGGUCCCCAGCCGACCUCAAGCCGUCGCUCGCCGCCUACAACGCGCGGUGGUCGUCGCUGGCGCCGCGGUCGGCCAGCAUCCCGUACCCGGCGCCGAACCACACGGCGGGCGAGCUGGUCGACAUGAGCCACCUGCGCUCGCUGCUGCCCAAGGGCAUGAUGGAGCGGGUCGAGGCGAUCCUGGGUGCCGCCAGCAACAACGGCAACCACGACGCCGUCGUGCAGUACAACGCCGUGCACUUCUUCCUCGUCGCGCGCGGCGUCGCGUGCCGCCCCGUCGUGCUCGACGACGCCGCGGCUGCUGACGGCUUCACGCCCGCCGCUGACGUGCUCGUGCCCGACUACGGCAUCGGUUUGCGCGGCGUGCCCGUCGACGCCAAGGUCGGCAGCGACGUGUCGCUCAGGGUGCUCGUCAGGGAGGUGCGCAGGGAGCUGAGGCGCUGGCAUGAGGACGGCUUGAAGCACCGCUGUGAGGGUGAUGGUGAGGGCGAGGGCGAGGUCGGCGAGGGGCUGGCUAAGGACGAGACGGCGAGGGCCGUCUUCAGGGCCUUUACCGAGCUGAGGGACGAGCUGUUGGCCGAGAUCCGGUGGAGGAAGGAUAUUGGUGCCGGUGGCGGUGUCGCCGCUGCAGGCGAGACGGGGAGAGAGGAGUGGGCGAGACCGGGGUCUGGUCAGGAGAAUCGGAGCGAUGGAGGAGUGGACUGGACGGUGCUAUCCGAAGCUAUGUUGUAG